Molecule: messenger RNA, 2659 nt
Organism: Podospora pseudocomata
Lineage: Eukaryota; Fungi; Ascomycota; Sordariomycetes; Sordariales; Podosporaceae
Exons: 5
Coding region: 1544-2539 (331 amino acids)
Source: RefSeq, a predicted model, not a curated record
AAAAUUCUCCCCAACUGCAACGGUCUUUUUAGUAAACGCUGUACGCGGUAGUGCAAUAAACCCCUCCGCGGCCGUUGGAUCUCACCGGGACUGAGAUUUAGAGCAACUACUUUGUAGGGUUUUGUCCGAAACACCGGCUUUCGGGCGAUGAUCGUCAGCGACAUGUUGAAAACCCCCGGCAUGUCACGGUUUCAGAUGAAAUCGAAUGCCUAAACUUUCGAUGAUGGAGCCUGACCGUUGAUGACAAACAUCUCGAUUUGGUCAACACUGAAGCUAUUCGCAAAAAGUUACACAUGUCUCUUUGAUUAGACACCAAAAAUAUUUGUACCAUGUUAUUGAAAAGGGCAAGUCUAGGUUAUCAUCUUUCCAAGCAAAUCACUCUAUGUUUGCGAAUCAUUUCUAACAUCGGCUAUAGGUAUCUCACUUGCAAGUUUACUUUCACUCAUUAUGGUGGAGUCGAUGCGCGACAUGAUACCUCCCUGUGACGAGAGUGCCUCGAAGCCUUUCCUCCGUGUUCUCCGGAUUGUCAAGUUCCCAUGAACAGCCACAGUCGAACUGACCCUAACGCCACAGCUCAUGCACUCCGGCUCCGGGAAGCACGAUGUAAUGGACCGCAGGCUCAGAAAAAUGUUGCCUUGUGAGAUACAAGUCUGACUGAAAAGCCUUCUCUUUUCAACAUUUUCAACAAUCUAUCAUGUUCGGGGUUUUAUCACUUAGUUAUCGCUUUUUCUUCCAUCGUCGACAGCCCUGAUCCGAUUUUACCUCUCGAGCAAGUAUACCUUAGGUAUCUGGCAAGAAGGGUUCAUAUUGCCGCGCCAUUCAAUGCAAGCCCAAACGGAUGAAAGUGUUGCCGAAAGUUGUUGCCGAAGAGGUGUCUAAGACAACUUCACUUUCUCGGCACUAGCCGCAGAGGGCGAGACUAUCACAAGGAUCGGAGAAAUGCUUUCGCCCAAGCAGGUUCAAAUUCCAGGGUUCUCACUUCCGCAAAGGGGUCUGUCCAUCCUCGAAGGAUCACACGCUUUACCGGGAAGGAUUGGGUCACGGGUAUGUCAUGCAGCCAUUGGGAUAUGGUCGGCGAACUCGAAGGUCUUACUCCUAACACAAACAAUCUCCUUGGAUACCUGACCAAAAGUUCGAUACUCAUGUUGGAGAGGGUAACAUGAUGGGAAUACGAGUGCCAAAGUUGGUUAACUCAAGGAACCAGAUAUCCCACACGCGACUUCUAUUGAUGUGAUGCUUUCGAUUUGCCCUAUGGCACUUUCGCCAACCCUCGUAUUGGUAAAGACUGAAUAACCGACUCGAUAGGUAUGUCACAGUCCAACGAGUCAACAAUAGCAACGAGUUAUUCCGUCAGUCCAGUGGGCCCCUACCCCUAUAGCGGACUACAAACUCUUGGUCUCUUCCUCCUAGGAUUCUUCCCGCUUCUUUCGAUCACGGCCUGUGUUUUACGAGUAUGGAGUCGGCGUCUCUGUCAAGGUUUGGGACUUGGUGAGUGUUCACUCAUGGCUUCGCAAUUCCGCAGGGUGUUUUUGCAGCCCUCUACAUGCGAGCCGGCUAUUGGGGCAUUCACGACAUCGACAUCCCCCCUCAUCCUGCCAAUCAGGGUCUGUUCUUUGCUUAUCUCAACCGCGUUUUUUACAGCCCUCUGCUUGCUUUGGUCAAGAUAUCCGCGUUGUUGUUUCUCCUCAGGCUGGGCGGGACCAAACACUUCGUGCACAUCUCAUGUCGAGCUCUGAUCCUGUUCAACAUCCUACAGGUGUGCGCCUUCCUCCCAGCGACGAUCUUCAACUGCACCCCUGUGGAAUAUGUGUGGACGAAGCCGGCUGGGUCAGGAAAGUGCUUCAACUCGGGCCUAUUUGCAGUAGCGCUAGCCUCAACAAACAUCGUCACCGAUAUCUUGACGCUCCUGGUUCCGUUCGUUGCCUUCAAGGACCUGAGGCUCGGAUGGAGGAUACGUGCGGCACUCCUCACCGUCUUUGCUUUGGGAGCCGCUGUCACAUGCAUCAGCAUCGUACGUCUCUACUCUGUCAUUCGCGUCUGGUAUCUUAGACCGGCCGAUGGCCAUUACACGAUUGGCUACACGACCAAUACCAUCGAGGUGAACCUGGCAAUUGUUACAGCAACAAUACCAGCGCUGUGGCCGCUCGCGCGUGUGUGGUUCCCGGAUGUGUUCGAGUCGAUGGGGAUCAAUCGGCCCUAUCUCUAUCCGGACAUUGAGGUUCAGGUCCGUGCCAGCGUGGGCCAGCAAAUAACAUCGCCUGCUCUCCGUGCGAAAACAUUGUGGCUUCCACGACUGCCGCACACGCCCAGCUACAUCAGGGGAUCUGCUUCUCCACCUACCGCCCCGGGGGACCGGGAAAGAAACACAAGACACAGGGGACUCGCGGACUGGCAGAGACAGAAUGCGGCAGUGGUGGAACGAGAUGAGGAGGACGACUAUCACGGCAUUAUCCGAUGGACAAACACAAGCGCUGAACCGCUUGCCGAGCAGGACGACGAGGAUUUCCUGAUCAUUCAAAAGACAGAACCGAGCAGAUGAGGGGCGCACCGAUUACACAUAACACAAUAUCCUCUGAAAUGAGGGUGAAAUUUGGGUGUUUUCACUGGGAGGCUUCAUGAGCGGACAGCCAUGGCGUUUGAUGGCGGUUAGGUUUGGGCA